Molecule: messenger RNA, 2343 nt
Organism: Portunus trituberculatus (swimming crab)
Lineage: Eukaryota; Metazoa; Arthropoda; Malacostraca; Decapoda; Portunidae
Exons: 5
Coding region: 146-1438 (430 amino acids)
Source: RefSeq, a predicted model, not a curated record
CCGCGCGGCCGCGCCAUUCAGUCGAGUCUCAGCCUGUGAUGAGGACGGUCUGACGAGAGGAUAGCUCUGUUUUCUCUUUGCUUCAUUGCAUCGCUCACUGCUCCUAUUUUUCCUCCCUUGCGGACAAUAAUCAACACAGGCCAGAAUGGCUGAGGUGGAAGACGACACGAAGAAGUACGUGCCUUUGACAGAAGAGCUGGUUCGGGAGGCUCUGAGAAAAGACAAAGGCAAGGACGCUCAGCUGGUGUCAUGGAAGUAUAAAGAUUUCACUAAGAAGGGUGACAACUACGCCUGCUUCGUGACCAGCGUGGAGGUUCAGUACAAGGAAGAGGAGCACGGAGAGCCCCUGCAAGUAACUUACGUGGCUAAACUCGCACACCAGAUCACAUCAGUCUUCAUGGAUUUGAUGAAUGAGAUGUUUGAGAAAGAGGGCUCCUGCUUUAUAGAGAUCCUCCCCAAGAUGAACGAACUGCUGAGGGAACUCCACAUCGACAGCAUCAGGACUGCCAAGGGAUACUGCAUGUCACUUAAACGUGGGAAGGAAGUAUUACUACUUGAGGACUUAAGGCACCGCAAGUUCAAGAUGUUCGAUAGGCGGCGAGGGAUAGACGUGCCCCAUGCUCUGCUUGUGUUGAAAGAACUGGGAAGACUCCAUGCCACCUCCAGACUGUUAGAGAGGAAGCUUGGCUGCUCGCUGCACGAAACAUGGCCUAUCAUUAUAGAGAAGUGGCUGGAAGAGGAUGAUGUACCCGGUGCGGAAAUGUUCCAGAAGAUGAUAGAAUCCCAAAUGGAGACAGCAGCCAUGGUCAUGGAAAAGAUCCCGAAUUACGAGCAAGUAGUCGCGUGGAUCAGAAACACCAAGCCCAAGGGUAUGGAUAUCUUCAAACAAGGCUUGAAGAAAAGUGACAAGUUUAAUGCCUUGAACCACGGAGACUGCUGGAACAACAACAUUCUCUUCAGAUACGACGAGACAGGGGCACCCGUGGAGGUGAUGCUGGUGGACCUGCAGGGAAUGCGAAUGGCUUCGGUGGCUGCAGACCUCUCAUACUUCUUGUACUCUAGCUUUACCGGUGGUGUUCGUAAGAGCAACUUAAAAUUUUUCAUGGAAACCUACUACGACUCGUUCUGCAGUGUGCUACGAGCAGCACAGGUGCCAAUUCCAUUCUCUUUGGAAGAACUUAUUGUAGAAUUCAGGAACAAGAUGAUUUUAGGUUGUAUUAGCGGCAUGAUAUUGGCACCUAUAGUUCUAAGCGAGGAAGAAGACGUGCAGGCCUUCUUUGACAUGACGGAGGAAAAUAUGGAUACGAAUAACCGAGAGCGGCAGGAGAAGAUCCUCAAGAUGAGCAAACGGGAAGGUGGUCAGUUACAGGACAGGUUUCUCUCCAUGUUUAAUGAGAUGGUGGAGGCAGGAAUUGUCCCUAAUAAAGAUGUAGUUUAAUAAUGUUGUAUGAUGAUGAAAAUAGUAACUGGUCUUCUGAAGUUGCCUUGUUCCAGGGAGCUCACUAUACAAAAUUUCUUCCUUCUCUCAUUCUUAUUCUGUCCGCCUCUCUAAUGCAAGAGUUAACCAUGCAGUACUCUCGAUCAAUCGUCUUUUUCUCUGGUGAACUCUGGAAAUUCCUGACUGCUUCUGUAUUCCUGCUUACUAUGACGAACUAUUUCAACGGGGAGGUUCUUUUAAAUUUUCAAUGCUAUUUUGGGACUGGCAUCCAAGUGGCUUUUUCCUUUAUUUUUCCUCUUUUUGUUUCCCUAGGUCAGUGAUCCACUUACAUAAUAAAAUAGCAGUAGUACCACCUUAGAGCAGAUUCACAUAAAAUAGAGAUUUAAAAUUAAUGAAUAACCCUUUCACACUAGGCAACUAGUGACGGUCACUAGUUGCUUAGUGUGAAAGACUCGGGCAACUGCAAGCAACCAGUGACUGUCACCGAGUUGUGGCAUCCUUUCUCAUCAUCUCAUUAGUAGAAAGAAUGACAUCCAUGGAGAAGGUGCUUCUGUUGGCAAAGGUGCAGUUCACUGGCAACGAGAUCAUAUCUAGACAGAAAUGAGGUGAUGUGGUUGGUGAUGUAAAGGUGUGGUGGUGGUGGGGGGGAUAACACGUGUGACGUGGUGAUAUGGUGUUGUGGUGUAGCUACUUCUGAAGAAAUAUACAUAUGAACAGGUGUUUGUUUUUAACUCACAUAUUUCAUUCUUCUCAGCUUGAGAUUUCCCUUCAGUCUGGAAUGAAAUGCAUAAUAAUUUCACUCCACGCGUUCCUCUUUUCAUUCUUGUUGCUGUAUUGUUCAUUGGAUGAAUCCCAAACUGCUGGGUGUUUUUCCACUUCGUGAAUUAAAUCUUGUGUUAAUUUUC